GAGGAAUCGAAAAAAUAUGCAAAGCUAAACCGAUAAAGCUCCUCCUCCUUCCGCCAUAGCCCCUCUCUCCUCUGUACUUCUUCACACAGAGGUCGAGCCAGUCACUCGAGUUAAAACGAAAUUCGAGAUUUUGAUCGAACCCAUGAUUCUAGCUCGGAGAAAUUAGAAUCAUAUCUGGGCAUAAUCGGAAAAUGGACGUCCUCGCCUUCUCCUCAGCCGCCGUCUCUAUCGCCGGAAGCUUCCCGUUGUUUCCUUCUAGUGUUGGACUGAGAAGAAACGUACAAGCUAAGCACAAGAGGUUUGUAGUCUCUGCUUCGAAAAGGGAAGAGCCGAAGCUGAGCGAAUGGGAUCAAAUGGAGCUCAAGUUCGGGCGCUUACUCGGUGAAGACCCCAAGCUGACUUUAGCCAAGAUAGUGGCUAGGAAAGUGAAUCCAGAAGCUUCGUUUGUUGAAGUUGAGAAGUCUUUUUACAAGAACAAGGGUAAGCUUCCCGACAUUGAAUCGAUUCCUUUGGAUUGGUCAAAGGAAGAUACGAAGACGAAGAAGAAACCCACUUCACCUUCACUGGAUGGGUUGAACUUGGUGAAGCCAGUUCCUAGAGACGGAGUCAAGUUCGAAGCUUCGGAUAAGCCAGUGGUGAAAAAGCCAAACUUUUCUCUGAAGAAGCCAUUGGAUGCCGAUGCCGCUGCUGCAGUUUCUCCUCCCAAAAGGACUUUGCCUAAUGUUAUACUGAGAAAGCCGAGUUCGUAUUAUGUGAAUAAUGAAGAGGAGGAUGAGUCUAAGCUGCGGUUGAAACGCAACCUGACAUUGAAAAUGAGGAAUGAUAGGGAGAAUGGGAGGUUUAGUGACAUGACGCUGUUGAGAAAACCUGAACCAGUGAGUGUGAAUGCGGAGGAAGAAAGUCCUGAAGAUAAGGUUCUCAGUGAUGGAUUAACUGUGGAGGAAGAUGUAGUGUACUCAGAGUAUACUCUUCUGGAGAAGCCAGAAGCGAGGCCUGAGCCUGAGAACGUAGACGAGGAAGCUGUGGAGUUGCCUGAGAUUGAAGAUACAUCUGCUCCAACUGAAAUGCAGCUUGAGAGCGAUACAUCAUCAGAUUCCUCUGAGGAGGAAACCAUUAACAGUGAUCCAGUCGAGAGAACUCCUUCGAAUCCGGUUUCUCAGACCACCGUGGAAGCAUCUUUACAAGGGAAACCACAAAGAUUAGACCCGCCUUCCGCAGAGCCAUCAGUUUCAAACAGAGGACAACCAGUAACCUUGAACCAAGAAGGCAGUCAGGUCUCUAUUGAGCUCAAGGGACCUCCUACGAGAUCUUCCUUGGAGGAAAGUGACUGGAUUAAGGCAGAGUCUCUAGUUAAGACAGAGCUACGAGCGGAUGUUGAGCUAAUAAGCUCCAGCACUCGAGGAUUUGCUGUUUCCUAUGGAUCUUUGAUCGGAUUCUUGCCCUACCGGAACCUGGCAGCAAAAUGGAAAUUUCUCGCGUUUGAAUCAUGGUUGAGAAGAAAAGGUGUAGAUCCAUCAUUGUACCGACAAAACCUUGGAGUAAUUGGAGGUCAAGAUGUUAAAGCUCCAUCUCCAGAUUCAAGCUUAGCGGGUUCUGAAGUUAGUAACGCAGUCAAUGGAGAAGUUUCUUCUGAUAUGAAGCUGGAAGAUCUUCUUAUGGUAUAUGACAGAGAGAAGCAGAAGUUCCUAUCUUCUUUUGUUGGCCAGAAAAUCAAAGUGAAUGUGGUUAUGGCUAAUAGAAGCUCAAGGAAGCUUAUAUUCUCGAUGAGGCCAAGGGAAAAUGAAGAGGAGGUUGAGAAGAAACGAAACCUGAUGGCUAAGCUUCGUGUUGGGGAUGUUGUGAAAUGCUGCAUCAAGAAAAUUACCUAUUUUGGUAUUUUCUGCGAGCUAGAAGGUGUCCCUGCAUUGAUUCACCAAUCAGAAGUUUCGUGGGAUGCUACUUUGGACCCUGCUUCAUAUUUCAAAAUCGGCCAGAUUGUGGAGGCGAAAGUGCACCAGCUAGAUUUUGCUCUUGAACGUAUCUUCUUGUCACUAAAAGAAAUAACGCCUGAUCCUCUAACAGAAGCCUUAGAGUCUGUAGUUGGUGAUAAUGAUCAGUUGGGAAAGUUACAAGCUGCAGAGCUUGACGCUGAGUGGCCUGAUGUGGAGUCUCUAAUCAAAGAGAUGGAAAUGGUUGAAGGAAUCCAAUCUGUUUCAAAAGGUCGUUUCUUCUUGAGCCCAGGUCUUGCUCCAACGUUUCAGGUUUACAUGGCGCCAAUGUUUGAGAACCAAUACAAACUGCUUGCUCGAGCUGGUAACAGAGUGCAAGAGCUAAUUGUGGAAGCAUCGUUGAGCAAAGAAGAGAUGAAAACUACAAUCAUGUCUUGCACCAACAGAGUAGAAUGAGAGAAUGUAGAUGAAUGAAUGAUUCUGCUGUUUUGUUUCAUUCUUCAAAGUGGGUAUCACCCAAAGACUUGUGUAGUAAUAUGUACAAGAACAAUAUAUGAUUUCUAGUGUACAAUUUUCUGAGUAUUUGUGAUGUGAAAAGGUAAAACCUGAGAAAAA
Brassica oleracea var. oleracea is the source of this 2543-nucleotide messenger RNA. RefSeq lists its product as uncharacterized. The coding region runs from base 192 to 2384 and encodes 730 amino acids. The record is from RefSeq and is a predicted model, not a curated record. Gene Ontology annotation, molecular function: nucleic acid binding. The transcript is spliced from 13 exons. Lineage: Eukaryota; Viridiplantae; Streptophyta; Magnoliopsida; Brassicales; Brassicaceae.